AUGAAAGCUGUGGCUGAAAACCAGCUCAAUUUGCCACCACCAGCUUCUAUUCAAGGAAUUGUUUCUUUCACUAUAUAUUACUACAUUGUUGGUGACGAUGCCUUCCUAAUGAGCAAACAUCUCAUGAAGCUAUAUCCACACCGACAUUUAGAUAAAGAAAAACGCGUAUUCAACUAUCGUCUUUCACGUGCCAGGCGUGUUGUUGAAAAUGCGUUCGGUAUCUUUGCAUGCGAACAGAUGGAGAGUUUUUCUAACAACAAUAAAGCCGGAAAAGAUAACACAUCUAAUUCUGGCAGCGUGUUGUUUGCAUAAAUAUUUGGUUGAACGUAACAAAGGCUAUACUAUGUAUCCGUAGCUGAUGUAGAAAAUAGUGAUCAUACGCUUACAGAUAGAUCAUGGUGUGGAUCACUGCAAUAGAUCCAUACAGCACAGAUCGUAGCCAUUCAAGAAAUGCUAAAACGCAACGUGAACUACUGACAACUUUUUUCAGUAACCAUGGGAUGGUUCCAUGGCAAGACAUUAUGAUUAACUAACCAGAACAUAUUUAAUUCAAUAUUGUGUGCAAAUUUAUAUAUGAAUAAAUUCAGCUAACCCGAGUAAUCUCUCUAAUUAAUUACUCUUCAAAAUACUUUUAAUCCAGCUAAAUACAUAUAUAUAUAUAUAUGGCUGGAAUUUAAAACUUAUACCUGUAUUGGUACCGGCCGUUUAUAUUGUUAAUGAAGACUUUAAAAAAAAAAAUUACAUAAUCCAUGAUCGAGAUCGGUGUUCCAAUUGCAACGAAAGGCUCAAGAAAUUGUAACUUUUCAGCAAGUCAGCUUGUCCAUUUGGUGGGUUUUUUUCGAGAACUGCCACUUGACGCCUGCUUUUUGCUUCUUGUGUAGCUUGUUCAUUUAAUUUUUGCUUUGACCCAGGUCACUUUAAUAAGUAAAGAGAUACACGAAAUUAUUACAAAUGAUGCACAUGAAACAAGCAUAAAAUGUUGAUGCAUAAUCUAAUUUGUGUAAAGACUUACCGGAUUGUCCCAACUUUUCCGCAAUUUCUUCAAAAGCCUUUUCUCGUAGACCUCUAUUUUUGAAAUCUGGCGAGCGCACGUUAUAAAUACAUGGAAAUUCGGGCCACAUAUAGACAAAGUUUGACUUCUAAAAUUGCUUCGGCAACAAGUUCACUGCGUUGUUCCCCCAUACUUAUACAAGUUUCUUCUAUUGAACUUUGAAGUUAAUAUACUUGCAUAUUUCUUGCUGCAUGAAUUGCUCGCAUUUGUUCAGCGCACACUGGGCACAUUUUGUCACGCGUGACAGAAAAUAUCAAACACGUUUGAUACGACACGAAUGACUGAGACAAUCCAAAAUUGGUCCCCGCAGACUAGGAUUAUGUGUAAACCACAAUUGUCACGAAUGACAUGUGUGCGUGCUAAGUGCACCAGUGUGCGCUAGGCUUAAAACUCUGGGGUUUUUCACUUUAUCUACAUUUGCGAUAAAUCGACAAGUUGGAUAUCAUGAAAGAUUGGUACGAUACAAUGUAUGUCGAUACUCGUGAAAAAGAAUUAAUGUUUUAUCACUAUACUGCAUGCAUGAUCUAUUUAGUCUACCAAAUACAUAUUCUUACAAUCUCUGCUACUCUCAUGCAUGCAUGAUUGCAUGUUCAAUCACAACACUGUGGUUAAUAUAAACACCUGACUUGAAUUUUGAUCCUGCUAUUUUAAAAUAAUGAACAAGCGAUUUUUCUGAGAUUAAUGUCACAUUAUUUGAGAGUAUGUGUUAUGUCCAGUUCCACCAAUCAUAAUUCAAUCAAAUAAGUGGGGUUAACAAAUACAUGUUGCAAAAUUGUUUAACGAACACAAUGACAUAAUUAAAUCUUAAGGGGAAAUAAAUAAAAAAAUGAUGGUCAGCUUUGUUUGUCGUGUUACCAACCCUCCAAUUAAGAAUAAGAACUUGUAAGAUAGAAGCUUUGUGGGGAAAUGACUGGUUGUCUUGGCCCCAUCUAGGUUUCCUGUAUAUAUAUUGCAGGUUUUUCCUGGCCUCACUGAUGUUCUAGCUGUAGUAUUAGAUCCCCGAGAUGGGCAUCCUAAAUGUCCAAGGGGUAGUAGAUCCCAGUAUGGUCAUUGUUUACUUUACAAUACACUGUACAAUACAUUGAUUUGUUUGAGUCUAUGGGGUUGAGGGUGACCUUUGGGAACACUCCAUCCUCACAAAUACACAGCAUGUGUAUUCCCCAUGGACGAAAAAGUCCAACUCCCACCACGGCUGUAAUCGUAACCCCUUGGGUAAUGUCCAACAGGGGGAACCACGACCCUCUGAGCCCUGAAGACAUACAAUUAUAUCAGUCAUAUUGCUGUGAUAGGCAUCACUUUGAGGCAACAACAUUGCGGUCGCUUUGACCGCGCGGGUGCAGCGACCAAUUUUAAUCGCGUGAAAAAUCAGUCACGCGGGCACGCCAAGAAAGUUGAAUGUAGUUCUACUUUCAUGGCGUGUCCGCGAGCAGUCAGGCGGACAAGAAAUGCACAGAUUAGACAACUAGAGAGAAAGUUGAGUAAUGUUCGCUCCGCCCGCGCGGGCAAAACGACUGCAAUGGAAAAUGGCCUUUACGCCAACAGUCACGAGUGAUGCUCAGCUCAGUUGAUAGAUCCAGUGUGUGCCGGGCUUUAGUGCCAGUAGAAAACAUAACGAAUAUUUGCCAGAAAGAUAAUUAAUGAAAUAAAUCCACGUGCGGGCGUUCGAAACCGGACAUUCCAAAAGAUAUGUAAACUAUGUAUGUAUAUCCCAGAUCAAACAGUGUCAAACGAGGUUACGAGGAUGAGAGUGCACGAGAGUUGGCAGUCAUUGUCAAGCGACCAUGGACAUCUGUUCGACAUGUUCUUAAUGCUUUCCCACUCUAUCAUGUAUUCUAUCAUAAUCAAACCUUUAGGCUUGAAAUUCCCCGUGCGUAACAAUGCGUGACUAUUAAAAUUAAACGUUGAUUGAUCAGUGCAUUGAUCUGUGUUAGCAGCCAACCAUUUUCAUUGUUGUAGUAUAUUGUAUAUAUGCAUCAUCAACCGUAUGGUAUUUCCUAUAUCUGACUUGGCGUAUUAUUGUACAUAUUUAAUAUGAAAUAUUGUUUAUAUAAUAAAUAAAAUUAUAUUUAUAUAUAGUUAUAGACUCCCUUGUUUUACUAAAAAAGUGGAAAAAUCAAGUCUACAUCAAGUAUACAUAUAUUGCAGAGAAAAGGGUGCAAAUAUCAAAUGACAUCUUAGAUACACUUCAAUGCAUAUGCCUCUUUAAAUAUAUAUAUAUAUAUAUAUAUAUCUUGCUAGACCAAGUUCACUGGGCAUUAACUCCAGACGAAGGGCCUUCGCUCGAAACGUCGAAAUUCUCCUUAUAUUCUUCAGGUAGUUGCAUCCCUACAAACGAAAGCUUGUUCGUAUUGCCACUACUUACACUGGCACAAGCAGUUCAAGAUUAUAUACUCGGCAUACUAAGUUCUUAGUUUAUAUGUUAAAUUAUUACUCACCAAAGGUAAACAAGACCCCCAAAGCUACAUGAAUAAAAACUCCGCCGACAACUGUCAAAGCACCCUUCAUUUCGGAUCAAAUAGAAGCUGUUAAUAUUCAAGCAGAUAAUCAAUUAUUCUGUCGCUUCGGUAGGACUCCAUUAUAAUAUAUGUAUAAAACAUGCAUGCAUGGUGUCUUCGAAUGUAAUUAAACACCAUGGCAUCUCAACUGACGGCGGCGAUUAACAUAAGUGGGGGCGACUUUUAGUGUUCAAAGUCAAAGUUCUAUUGCACAUUUUUCUUGCAACUGAUUCAUUCAGUCUUAUAGAUAAAAUGUAGAUAAAACAAAAUUUUAUACCCUUUUUCAAUGUCAUAGAUUGCUGGUCCGUCAGAGUCGUACGCUCCUUUCGCCAAAUGUAGUCGGACCCGUUGCCCGUAUUUUGAAUAUUUAUUAUAUUUAUACAGACUGACACUGAUAUUCAUACUAUUCGAUCUAUUAAAGUUAUAUACAAAAUGAUUAUAAGUAAAGGGUAAUAAAUUUAUGUACUUUUAUACAUACCACAAAUUUAUAUAACAAAUCAUUGAAGUUCUAUAAAUGUCACUUACUUCUUUUGGUCACUAGGACUACGUUCAAACAGUACAGAAUACAGGUUAGCAGAAUAAAUAGAAUAUAGUCUUAAAAACAGGUUAGCCUUUUCGCGUUUUCCAGUAGGUCCUUUCGACCGCAGUUCCUCAUCUCAAUUAAACAAGGAUCUUGAACAUGCAAUAUAUGUAAAUGUCAAGACUGACAAGAUAUAUUGUCUUAUAAACUAAUUUAAACUAACAGAACUAAUAUAUUAAAAUGUACGUAAUUAUAUCAUGCAAUUGUUACGUCCUUGAGUGCCUGACAAAACACUCUCCCGCCCAAUGAGGGUAUUCUCAUUCUUCAGAAUCUUCUGCUGUGGUGUAUAACUGCUAUCUUUGUUAUCGGUUCGCUGUAUUCUCUCCCAGAUGCAAUGCCGACCGUUUAUACAUUCCUGACUCGUUUGUCUUUUCCUGGAUUAACUUUCGUCACUCGUCCUAAAUUAUUUAGGGCGAGUGACGACUCCUAACUGUUCAUUUUCCGCGGAACGCGUUGUCAUCAGCGACCAUAACUACGUCGUUAACUCGAACAUCACGGGUCGUCGUGUUCCAUUUCUUAGGCGAAAACAAAGUCGGGCCGGAAAACAUCACGUGUCCAGCAACGCCAGAACGAAUCAACAAUCUUCUGCACGCAGGGCCGUACGCAGGAUUUUUUCAUCAGAGGGGCAGUGAGGCCUAUAGUCCCAAAUAUCCAAAGAAUAAUUAAUAAUGACACUCUAAAAAUUGUAAAUAUAGUUUUCUCUGGGGGAGGGGGGCAGUUGCCCCCCUUGCCCCCCGCUGUGUACGGCCCUGUCUGCACGAAUUCUACACGCUUACUAAGAUUUUUAGUUUCUCUUCUUUAGUUUGUGGUACUUAUGGCGAAGCUCUCCCGAGUAAAAUUUCGUUUGGGCAAAUGUAUGCAUGAACGAACAUAUUAAAGAUAGGUGUAUUGGGUUACCUGUGGGAAACAAGCCUGUUCGCGGUCGACCUGAGUAUUGGGAAAAACAACGAACAUGUGAGACUUGUGAGCGAGAGUUUUGUAUAAAAAGUGGGAGUUUUUAUAGUUUAUUAAACUUUACUAAAACAUAAUACGAGAGUUUUAGUGUGCCGACACAAGUUCGGCACAUUUUGGUGCCGUGAACAGGAUUGAAUAACGAAAUACUUGCGGAUAAAGACGAGAAAUUGAGGGUAUUACGAAAUCUAAGAUGGCGGACGAACUUGAAUAUCCUUGUCCUUGAACAACAAGAAAUUGAGGAGAAUAAUACGGUAGAAAUCACUCAAGAGGAGAAGACCAGGAGAAAAGAAUCAGAAAAGAGAUUGAAAAGCUGCAGUUUUAUCUCGAGGACGUCGACGAAUUAUUGGAAAGUGAGGAUUUUAAUGAAAUCAAACAAGUAUGCAAGCGCCGGAAAACAGCAGAUUCAAGAUAAUAUGAACGACUUGGUGUCCGAUUUACAAGAAUUAAAAAUUGAGCUGGGAAAUUCAACACAAAGAUGAUUAGACAGUGGACAAGAGAUUUGAGUAUGCACCACUAUGUGAGAAACGUGCGAGGUUUUGUAGGGUACUAGACGAUAGACAGAGACAUGAAAACUUGAGAGCUGAGGAAGAAGUGGCGAUCAGAAAGAUGAAGAGCAACUGCGUUAACAGAUCCAACAACAAGAGAAAGAAAUGUGGGAAGAAUGAGAGCGGAGUUGGUGCUGGCAGAGAAGAAAAUUCAGAUGGAGAAAGAAGCUAAAGCAAGUACAUCGAAACUACCAGAGUUGAAAAUAUCACCCUUUAAUGGGACUUCUGCUGACUGGAUAAGGUUCGAGAAUAUGUUUGCCUCACAAGUUGACAGCAAGUUCAUUUCGGACGCUGAGAAAUUUGGGUACCUGUUAGAGCUCGUGAAUCCGAAGGUGAGAGGUAGACUUUCAAACUUGAAGCCGGGUCAGAAGGUUACAAAACAGCAUGGGAAAGGUUGAAAAUGGAAUAUGGUCAUAAUAAAUUAGUAAUUGCAGCUCAUAUGGAGGAAAUUAUUAAAUUGCAGACGGUGAGAGGAAGACAUUACGAUAAGGUAUGUGAACUUUAUGAAAGUCUUUGCAAAAACUAUGACGCACUGCAAACGUUGGGUGAAGAAGCUAUGUUAAUUAAAGGGGUUGGUGGUAUCUACCUUAAAUAAACUCCCCCAGGUUAAGCUUGAUUUAGUACGUAUUGAUGAUGAUUGGGAAGAUUGGAACAUGGAACAAUUGUUAUCAGCAUUACAGGAGUUGUUAAAGCGUAACAAAACAGAAGAGGUACCAACUAAGGAGCAUGAAAACCCAAGAAAGAGGGAGCGAAACUGGUAUACCCAAAAGAAGGGAGAGUUUACCAAUGGUAAAGGCAAGGGCCCGUCUGUAUUUAUUGUGAAGGACAGCACUGGGGAGACCAAUGCACAUCGUAUGACUCUGUAACUAAGCGUAGACAGUUCUUUGUUGAAAAACGACUGUGCUUUAAUUGUGGUCGACCAGGCCACCGCGAAAGUAAUUGUCGCAGGAGGGGGUGCUACAAGUGCAAGGGCAAACAUCACACUAGCCUUUGUGAUAAACUGCAGGAAAACAAUAAUCGAGAAAACCACAACGCAAUGUUAGAUGGAUAUUCCCCAUCCUCUGAAGAGAAGUCUUUACCAGCUAUUGUGCCACUUAAAAUUAAGGGUAAGACAUUUUGGGCGUAUCUUGACACGGGCUCUGGGAGAAAUUUCAUCUCGAAGGAAGCAGUGCGACAAUUAAGACUAUCACCCCAGCGCCAUGAGAGUAGAAACAUCCUAACUGUAAACGGGUCCAAAAAGGCAUCAAUGCCAGUGUUUGAAGUAACAAUCAAUUCAGUUGAUGGACGGGCAAGUGAGGAUAUCGAGAUUACUGGUAAAGAAAUGCCAGAUUUUACAACGGUGAAAAGACCGACUUUCAUAGAGUUAAAGGAGAAAUACGAACAUCUUCGCGAGAAGACAUUUUAUCGGUCAGAAAGCGAAGAGUACACCAUCCAUGUCAUAUUGGGCGAUGCUACCUAUUGCAAAAUACGGACUGAUCAAGUAUACAAGGGAAAAUCAGAGGAUCCAAUUGUAGAAGGAACGACCUUCGGUUGGGUAGUUCAUGGCGGCCAAGAUUACGCAGACUCAAGGUGCUUGUAUGUUUGUGACAAUAGUGACUAUGAACAGCUCUAUUCCCUAGAUGUCUUGGGAGUGGAGGAUCGAGGGGAGAAAGAUCAGUCAACAAUUUAUGCAGAAUUCCAAGAAAACAUUACUAGGAAAGAGGACGGAAGAUAUGAAGUUACUGUUCCGUGGAUACCUGGAGCUGUAUUGUCAAACACUAAUGAAGAACCCAGUAGGAAGAGACUCCACAAAGUAAACAGGAAGUUGAAACAGAAUCAACAGCUCAAAGAUGAAUACGAGAAAAUUGUACAUGAACAGUUGAAAGACGGAGUCAUUGAAAAGACCAAAGAGAGCUCGACUAGUGAACGUGUGUUCUACAUGCCACACAAACCGGUGAUUAAAGAAAAUGCCUCUACAACCAAGGUGAGAAUGGUGUUCGAUGCAAGUGCUAGACCCCAUCCAACGGCCAAUAGCGUCAAUGAAUGCAUGCACACUGGCCCCCACUUCAACCAUUAUUAUGGGACAUAUUAAUCAGAGCCAGAAUGUCAACCCAUCUACUAAUCGCAGACUUGCAGAAGGCAUUUCUGCAGGUUGGUUUGAAGGAAGAUGAUCGAGAUGCGUUUCGGUUUCUGUUUGACACUAACGGUCCAGUAGAACAUUUAAGAUUUACCCGUGUGCCUUCGGCGUGGAAACCAGCCCAUUUAUGCUUGGUGCCACCCUGCAACACCACUUCAAUCUGCAGCCUGAAGAGUACCAAAAUACCAUUGAGUCGUUAAAAGAGAACACUAAUGUUGAUAAUCUAACCGUGAUCUAAUGAAGACCGGAAGUGAUAUUGCAAUCUUGAAGAUUUCAAACGCGAAGCGACAGAAAUCCUAGAAGACGCGAAGUUCCCAGUCCACAAGUGGGAGUCGAAUGUUGAAGAACUUGACAACGAGUCAAAUCCCAGCAAAAUACUCGGACACAAAAUUGAAAAGGUCGGUUGGUUUAAUGGUCCCGAGUGGCUGGUUAACCCAGACAAAUGGCCAAAACAACCAAAGCUCAAGAGAACAAAGACUGUCCUGGACGAGCAAAAGCCGAUGACGGAAGUAGCUUUCAAUACACAAGAAAAAGGUCCGGACGAAUGGGACUUGUUACUUUCUAGAUCAAGCUACUGGAAGACUAUUCGUGUUACUGCGUAGGUGUUAAGAUUUGUAAGCAGUGCAAGAGCCAGGAAACAGAAACCUAACCUAGCGAAAGGUCCGCUGACGACGAACGAGCUAGAACAGUCGAAAGUGCGAUGGGUGAAGAAGGUCCAAGAAGACAUGAGUUCGGAGCUUCGAGCAUCUGGAUGGGAAGUCAUACGAGAAGGUGAUUCUGGUUUACUGAAAUGUUUAGGUCGAAUUCCCGGGUAUCAGCCGAUAUACUUGGAAGGAGGAGACUUUACGGACAAAUUGAUCAUGCAUACACACAAUGAGAUGCGUCAUUUUGGUAUCGCGAACACGAUGGCCGCACUAAGAGAGAACUGAUGGAUUCCGAGACUGCGCUCGAAAGUUAAAAGGAUCAUUAACGAAUGCAACGUGUGUGAAGUGUACCGAAUCAAACCAUAUGGUCGUACAGCAACUGCCGAACUACCUACGUUUCGAAUCGAAAGCGGACUACCAUUUGAAACAACGGGUGUUGAUUUCGCGGGUCCCCUCUCACAUAUAAGCUUACCAAAAAAGAAGAAGGCAAAUGCUACAUCCUAAUAUUUACGUGUGCUACAUCCAGAACCGUGCAUCUGGAGUUGACGAAGACACUAUCUGCAGAGGAAUUCAAAGUAAAGCUAAACGCCUUCGUCGCAAGAAAGAGCAGACCAAAGUUGAUUGUGUCGGACAACGGAGGAGUGUUCAAAGCGACAGCGCUAUGGAUCAGAAAGAUACGUAAAAGUGAACGACUGCACGAUUAUUUGGCAAGACAAGAAGUUGGGUGGAGAUUCAAUCUAUCCAAGUCCCCUUGGUGGGGUGGAAUGUACGCACGCUUACUUCGAUCGACAUUAUUUUUCGACCAGUUACAAGCUAUCGUAAUUGAUAUUGAGAAAAAUGUAAACAAUAGGCUAUUGACGUACGUCGAAAGCGAGCAAGAAGAGGAACAAGUGCUCGCAUCAAAUACAAUUCUGUGGGGACAAAUUGUGCUUACCAUAGACGAAUCAGACACGGAUGAUGGAGAAGAAGUCGUGAAGUUACACAAACGAAAGAAGCAGGAACGAGAACACGCGUGGCAAAGAUGGAAGACGGAGUACGUACAUAGUUUGAUGGAACAUCAUCGAGUGAUUAAAGGGGAAAAUGCGUGUCCAGAAGUAGGAGAAAUGAUGUUGGUGGUCGGUGAGGAAAAGAAUCGAGCUGAAUGGAAACGGGGAAAGGUUGUUGAGCUAAUCAAGGGGAAGGACAACAUUGUGCGAGGAGUAAAGAUCUUGACGAAGGGGCAUACGAUUGAAAGGCCGCUUUCUCUUGUUUGCUCUCUCGAACUCAAGGAAACAGAGAUUGAAGAACCGAAGCCAAAGGGGACGAAGCCAAAAGAAACGGACGAAAUCGGACAACGAAAGAGUAAGAGACAAGCAGCAAAGGACGCCUAGGUGUAAAAUACUGCAGUUGAUACAAGAGGAAGAAGAUUGAAGAAUUGAACUCGACAUAAUGUCGGACAUUUGAUUGCGAACUUUAACUUUCUAGUUGAUAUUAAUUAUAAAAUUAAGAAAAACAUUUAAUUUUAGAGGGGAGCGUGAACGAACAUAUUAGAGAUAGGUGUAUUGGGUUACUGUGGGAAACAAGCCUGUUCGCGGGCGACCUGAGUAUCGGGAAAAACAACGAACAUGUGAGACUUGUGAGCGAGAGUUUUCUAUAAGAAGUGGGAGUUUUUAUAGUUUAUUGAACUUUACUAAAACAUAAUACGAGAGUUUUAGUGUGCCGACACAAGUUCGACACAUGUACCGUCGUCUGGGUCGUUUGGGAUUCUUCCGAUUGGACGCUGGCUAACUAGACUUCAAGCAGGCAAGUGUAAAGUUCGAAGGGUGUCAACGCUGAAUCACCAAUUGAUUUUUUUCAAAGCAGUCUUCACGCUCUUAACAAGCGCUUCCACGCAACAUUCUGAUGUGGAGCUCCAGGGGUUAUGAAUCUCCAUUCCAUUCCCUUUUCUGCUGAGAAUUCUCGUAAUUUUUUUGCGUCCAGUCCUUUGACCAUCUUUCGAAGCUCAGCUACUGCUCCGACUGGUUGUGUAGAAAAUCCAUGGUUGUACAAUCAACUGCUAACUCUAGGUGCACUGUUCGUGUGUUGAGGCAUGUGAAAAUUACACCGUAAUGCUGUGUGGUCUUGUUGCGUCCGAUCUUUACUUCGCAGGGACCAAAAUAAUCACAUGA
Molecule: messenger RNA, 10532 nt
Organism: Paramuricea clavata
Lineage: Eukaryota; Metazoa; Cnidaria; Anthozoa; Malacalcyonacea; Plexauridae
Source: the annotation of a GenBank genome assembly